CCGAGACCACAUAAACAAAGCUUGGCCACAACUGUUAUGCAACCACCGUUUGCUUCAAAUUUAAGCAUCCAUGGCUUAUUCCUGAAAGCCAGUAAUGAUUCCGGAGUGGAACAUAUUUCAUUGAUUACUUUUAUGACCCAUACGAAACAUGUGGCUGAAGAUCUGGCCGAGAAGAGAAAGACAUAUGACCGUAUUGCCGGAGGAAGCCCUUCAUAAUCUUUAAAGCUUCAUUUCUGAGGGAGGUCAGACAUGUUUCAGUGCAGUUUCAGACCUUUUUUUAUGCAAAAGCCAAAAACACCACAUUUAGAAAUCAACUUUCUUGGUGUUUAUAAUGGAGAAACUCUCCACAAGGUUCUUACACAUCGUCAAUAUGUUUAUUAUCUGUUAUAAGAUAAUGCCAAAGUGGUUUUUGCUUUUCAUGUGUAGCGAGUAUAGUUGCUUACCUACUGGUGAGAGUACUGGCUAUGGCAAUGUGUUUGAAUUUUAUUGGGGCAACGGCUAUUUCUUUUUGCACAACUUUCCAUACAUUUUUUCAGAAGUUUGUCUUUCGCUCUGCUCAUUAAACAUGGGAAAAAAUGAGCUCUUUCGCUCCUAGUGCUUCAAAUAAUUAUUAGUUUUAUUUAUGUAGUUCGUGGUGUCAUCUCAGAUACACACAUAAUCCACUUGGUUUUAUCAUCACAGCGUCACAUUUCUCUCACUCACUCUUUCUAGCUGAGUGCAUUCGUUGCACUGUAGCCACUUAAGCCACGGAGCUCUCUACAGAAGAAGCGCAUUUGUGAAGAGAAUGAUAAUGGGCAUGUUGGUUUUUGUCUCCUUGGUGAUAUCUGUAGCAACCCUUUUCAGCUCUUGCUCACUUGCUCUUACUCAAGAUGGUCUCACACUGCUAGAAAUUAAGAACACUUUGAAUGACAGCAAAAACUUUCUUGGGAACUGGCAAGCUACCGAUGAAACACCUUGCAAAUGGACUGGCAUUUCUUGCCACAGCCAUGACGAACGGGUCCGCUCUAUAAAUCUGCCCUACAUGCAAUUAGGAGGCACUAUAUCUCCCAGCAUUGGUAAACUCAAUAGAUUGCAAAGAUUGGCACUUCACCAAAACAGUUUGCAUGGAUUCAUUCCUAAUGAAAUUACUAAUUGUACUGAGCUUAGGGCUUUGUACUUGCGGGCAAAUUAUCUCCAAGGAGGCAUACCGGCAAAUAUUGGAAACCUUUCUUUUCUCACUAUAUUGGAUUUGUCCAGCAAUUUACUGAAGGGUGCUAUGCCUUCUUCCCUUGGCCGUCUCACACAUUUGCACUUUCUAAAUUUGUCGACCAACUUUUUCUCUGGUGAAAUCCCGGAUUUUGGAGCCAUGAGCACCUUUGGAAACAAGUCGUUUAUUGGAAAUUUAGAUCUUUGUGGUCGACAAGUCAACAAACCAUGCAGAACCUCAAUGGGAUUUCCUGCAGUUCUACCACAUGCAGCAAGUGAUGAAGCAGCAGUUCCUUCAAAACAUUCCUCUCAUUAUAUGAAAGGAGUGCUGAUUGGUGCAAUGUCCACUAUGGGCCUUGCCCUUCUUGUGCUUAUUGUGUUCCUUUGGAUUUGCUUGCUGUCAAAGAAGGAAAGGGCUGCAAAGAAGUACACAGAAGUCAAAAAGCAAGUUCAUGAAGAAGCAAGUACAAAGCUUAUUACUUUUCAUGGAGAUAUGCCAUACCCAUCUUGUGAGAUUGUCGAAAAGCUGGAAUCUCUUGAUGAUGAGGAUGUUGUAGGGUCAGGAGGAUUUGGUACUGUAUACCGGAUGGUCAUGAAUGAUUGUGGACCAUUUGCUGUUAAAAGAAUUGAUCGGGAUCGUGAAGGAUCUGAUCAAGUGUUUGAAAGGGAAUUAGAGGUCUUGGGUAGCAUCAAGCACAUAAAUUUGGUUAACCUGCGGGGUUACUGCAGGCUUCCUACCUCAAAACUUCUCAUAUAUGAUUAUCUAUCAAUGGGGAGCUUAGAUGAUUUCUUGCAUGAGCAUAGCAAAGGAGAGAGAUUGUUAAAAUGGAGUGAUCGUGUGAGAAUAGCCCUUGGUUCUGCUCGGGGAUUGGCGUACUUGCACCAUGACUGUGCUCCAAAGAUAAUUCAUCGUGACAUAAAAUCCAGCAACAUUCUCUUGGAUGAAAACUUGGGGCCCCAUGUCUCUGACUUUGGUCUUGCCAAGCUUUUGGCAGAUGAGGAGGCCCAUGUUACCACUGUUGUUGCUGGCACAUUUGGCUAUUUAGCACCAGAGUAUUUACAAAGUGGGAGGGCUACUGAGAAAACGGAUGUGUACAGCUUUGGAGUUCUCUUGCUGGAGCUUGUAACUGGGAAAAGACCAACUGAUCCCACUUUUGUUAAAAGAGGCUUAAAUGUUGUUGGUUGGAUGAAUACCCUAUUAAAAGAAAAUCGAUUGGCUGAUGUAGUAGAUAAAGGCUGCCCUGACGCUGACCUGGAAACUGUAGAAGCAAUUCUUGAAAUAGCUGCAAGGUGUACAGACGCAAACCCAGAUGAUAGGCCAUCAAUGAACCAGGUAUUGCAGCUGCUAGAGCAAGAGGUCAUGUCACCUUGCCCGAGAGAGUUUUAUGAGUCACAUUCAGAUUAUUGUUAGAUUAAUAUUACAUUCAUCUCGAGUGAGUAAUUACACCUUAUUGUUGAAGUGCUUUGCCCCUCUCUUUGGGGCCUGUAUGUUAAAUGUUUAUCUGCCAUCAAUGCAUGCCUGUACGGCUAAUUUCCUUUA
Mangifera indica (mango) is the source of this 2725-nucleotide messenger RNA. Its product is annotated as LRR receptor-like serine/threonine-protein kinase FEI 1. The record is from RefSeq and is a predicted model, not a curated record. Lineage: Eukaryota; Viridiplantae; Streptophyta; Magnoliopsida; Sapindales; Anacardiaceae. Gene Ontology annotation, biological process: protein phosphorylation. Gene Ontology annotation, molecular function: protein binding; protein kinase activity; ATP binding. The transcript has 14 exons. Bases 785 to 2596 code for a protein of 603 amino acids.